AUGGCUUGUCUUUACAUUACACUCAACAUCAGCGUUGAAAAUAUUUAUGCGCUACAUCCUCACACAGUCGCGAGUUUCGCUUCUCUUGGUUGCAGGCCUAAGAAAGUGAAUAAGCCCGAGGGGCAGAAGAAUGCAAACAAAGAUGCAUGA
Molecule: messenger RNA, 150 nt
Organism: Sclerotinia sclerotiorum 1980 UF-70
Lineage: Eukaryota; Fungi; Ascomycota; Leotiomycetes; Helotiales; Sclerotiniaceae
Exons: 2
Coding region: 1-150 (49 amino acids)
Source: RefSeq, a predicted model, not a curated record